GGAAUAUAUUACGUUGAUUUGGUAACAUUAUAUUAGAGUGGUGAAAGUGACAAAGAAUAUGAAGAGAAGAAAUGCCGAAUGUGGCAAGCUCCGGAGGCCGUUAAAGCGAAACAAAAUUACUGAAGGAUUUUACGGAAGUACUUUACUCUACCUGAAGUUUCUAGUAUUAUGGGCCCUGGUGUUACUUGCUGAUUUUAUCCUGGAGUUUCGAUUUGAAUUCCUGUGGCCAUUUUGGCUACUACUUCGAAGCGUGUACGAUUCUUUCAAAUAUCAGGGCUUGGCCUUCUCAGUUUUCUUUAUUUGCAUCGCUCUCACAUCAGAUAUGAUCUGUUUUUUCUUCAUCCCAGUCCAGUGGCUCUUCUUUGCAGCCAGCACGUAUGUUUGGGUGCAGUAUGUCUGGCACACAGAAAAAGGUGUUUGCCUUCCUACUAUCAUCCUGUGGUUACUGUUUGUAUACAUAGAAGCAGCAGUUAGAUUACGUGACCUGCGGCAUCUUCCAUUUCAUUUGGACUUGUGUAGGCCAUUUGCAGCUCAUUGUAUUGGCUAUCCAGUAGUCACAUUGGGCUUUGGAUUUAAAAGUUAUGUAGGGUACAGAAUGCGUCAGAGAAAGCAAAAAGAUGUAUCAAAAGAGAAUGAAUUUUAUAUGCAGCUUCUACAGCAAGCAUUGCCAUUAGAACAGCAGCAAACACAGCAGCCAUUGCCUCAGCAACAGCAGCAACAGUCCUGUCAAAAUACUAGUCCAGAAAAAAGUAGAGGUGUGUCUUCUGUAGAAGUAGGAAUCUCAAAUGGAGUUGUGCACAACACAGCUCCAGUACCUCAGACCUCCACCACAAAAAAUAAUCACAGAAAAUCCCUGGACAAGGGGGAACGAGACAAAUGUGUGGAGGCUGAAGUUAAAUCUUCAUCUGAGAAACCUGUCAAAUACUCACAUACCAAUGGCACCAUUCACACAGAACUUGAGUUCAUCGAGAGGGUGGGGUACGUAAAGUCAGUUAAUGACUUUGACGAAAAUGAAGUCGAAAAAGAUAAAAGUGUGAAAGGGUCUGUUCAGCCUUUGAAGAGCAACUCUUCCAGCAAAUGGAGUAACAAUCAGGCACGUGAGAUUGCAGUCAACACACAACGUGAAAGGAAAAACAAAGCAAACAGAGAAAAUGCAGAGAGUACAAUUCAUCAUAAAGAUGAAUACUGCUUAAGACUGGAAGCUGAUGUUAAGAGACUAAAGACUGAUCUUCAGUCCAGUAGACAACUGGAGCAGGAUCUCCAUAGUCAAAUAAAUACAUUGAUCUCUAGUGAGAAGAGUAUUAAAAGUGAGCUGGCCCAGUUGCAACAGGAUAAUGAUGAUCUACAAUCGAAGCUGCAUGGUCUAGUGAUUGCUCGUCAAAUGGACAAACAGACCAUUUCUCAGCUGGAACGCCGUUUGCAAGAUGAACGUCGCUUGCGAAGUUCCUGUGAAGCACAAUUGGCUGCCGAACGAAAGGCCAAGAAAUCAGAGGAGGCUGCAGCAACACGAGCUAUUGCCAUGGCGGCUGCUGUAAACAAAAAUGAGUGCACAGAAAGUUGUCGAGCCAGGCGACGUGACCUGGAAACAGAGGGUAAACAGCUACGACGGGAACUGAAACUUAAAGACGACAGGUACCUGGCUGCCGAAAGAGAGAUGCAGAGCCUGAGACAGUAUAAAGAAAGCCAUAAUGAGACAGAAAUAUUGAUGUCAGCUCUGUCUGCUAUGCAAGACAAGAAUGCUCAUCUAGAAAACAGCCUCAGUGCAGAGACCCGCAUCAAACUUGAUCUCUUCUCUGCUCUGGGUGAAGCCAAGCGCCAACUAGAAAUAAGAGAGAGUUUAAUUCGGACACAAGAAAAGGAAAUUGAAGAAUUGAAGAGUAAAAUAGCACAGGUGUUAGCAGUGAUGCCCACAGACACAUUUUGUCCUGGUCCAACAAACAGUAGUGGGAUGUCAAAGCUGCGACUGCCUGAGAUCCCAAGCCCCUGCCCUGGUUGUACUGUGUCCAAUCUUGACCCUAACGCUACUGUGUAUACCCCUAAGGGAAGUCUCGUAGCAUCUACAGAGGCCUGAAUUAUUCUUGCAAGGCAAGUGGAACAACCUGAACGCAUUGUACGAGAGAGGAGAAGAGUAAAAUGUAGUAUUCUGUACAGCAACAAAAGUGAUUAUGUCAGUCACUUUCCCAUGACAAUGCUUUCUUCUUAUCAUGGUAAAACUUGUUUGACACUGUUUUCAUGUCUGCUCUUUUCCUUAUGUUUGGAAAGUUUGACAAAUUUACCUUUCAUUUGAAAGGUUAGCAUGUCACUUUUUGUAUUCUGUAUUGCUGUUUGCCAAACUUCAUACAGUGUUACAGUCUGCAACCCAGACAUCAAAGGAGCACCCAAUUUAUGUUGCCUGUACUAGCGGGCUUCCUUACCACACAUUUGUUCAGCCUUGGAAUAUGCCAAAGUAAAAUCUGUUUUACAUAAUUAACCACAUUGCCUUCCAUUUUUCAAAAUGUCCAGUACACUUUGUAACUUAUUUACGCUUCAUGUGAUACUGUCUGUGGAUCAGUGUCUAACUGCAGGGUAAUGACUGUUGAAUGAGUACAGUAUGAAUGCUUCAGAUAUUUAUUUCUUGUACUUUAUUUAUAGUAACUGGUGACUCAAUUUAAGAUUCUCCUUGGAAAAUGAAAGUUGUGUGCUGAUCCACAUUGAGUAUCACAGUGAACAUGGAGUACAGCUUCUCAUUUUUGAAGUGCCGAACAGAUAACUGAGUUUAGCAUAUUCAUUUAAUUGUAAUUUUUCUGGCUGUGCCAAGUCAUUGCAUUCAGUGCAUAGUUCCAUGUGUUCAGUUACUUAGAUGUGUUCUCAUAGGAUAUGUGUACUAUCUUGAUGAAACAAAAUCUGAAGAUCUUUGGGCUGGAAUUACUGGCUAUGUAAUUUGCUUAAUGAAUUUUGAUUAAGUGUAUUAAUUUAUUAACAGCUGGAUUGGUUUCAGUGCCUCACUCCCCAUAUUUAUUCUCUUCUCCCUUCUCUUGACUAACUAUGAUGUAGCUCUCAAAAGAGUGUGAGGAACAGGAAAUGGGCAGAGAGCACUGAUCAGUUGCAGAGUUGUCAUUUACUUCUUUCCACAUCAUAGACUGGAAGAAACAACAGAAUGAAUCUGACAUAUUUUGACAGGUUCAUAAAGGAAUUUGUUAUACAUGUUAGUGCCCACUUUUUGUUUCAGAGACAUUGUCGUUAAUGUAUACAACUUUUAAAGUAAAAUGUUCUUGUUUUGGUGUAUCAUGCUGGAAGUUGUCUGUUGCAGAAAUGGAUAUAAAAGUGGCAAAAUAGCUGAGUAGGUGGUUUUGUUUAAUUUUAUAUACUCAUAAAAGAGUACACUGUGAUAAUUGUAUAUAUCACAUCCAAAACUGUCUGAUGACAAAAAUUAAGUUUUAAUUUUAAAAAGGAGUACUGAAAAUCUAGAAAUAAUUUUCCCUUGAGUAUGCUGGGCAUUAUUUUCUAAUCACUGACAUCAAAAAUUGUGAUUAGUUGAAAUUAGGAAAACUUAAACAUGGUGAGAUUUGCAGUUUUGAUGUGGUUAUCAUAUUACAGGCAAGUUGUACAUGUAGAAUGUGUGUUCAUAUUGAAUAAUACAGCAUUUAGUCAAGUUUGAAGUGGUUACUUGCCUGAUCCGUCUGUUCAAAAUGUGGUAAUCCAUAAAUUUACAUGUUUAUUAUUAUUGAUGCCUUUCUUAGAUUUGUAGUUUAGAAGUCAGAAGAACUGCCAUACCAUUUUUUGUGAUGGAAUCCAGUGAGGUUGGCAAGUCACACUGUUCCUGCCCAAACCUGCAAUCUUCAUCACUUCACAGUAGCUACAAGUAAUGCCUGCUUGUCUUCACUACUGCAGUAAUACUGCAUCAGGAUAUGAUCUUUGUUUUGACCCAGUAGGGGCGCUAGCUUCCGUGUUUAAUUUCUUCCAUGAUGUUUGUAAGUUAGCAGUGUCUUCUGUAAGUCGCUGUGAUUUAAAUACUCUUGGUUUAUUGCGUCUUCAGUUGCAUUAAAUCCAACUGAAGUCAGGUAAAAUUGUGUAAGGGACUGUCUUUUUAUUGUAUGAUACAGCAUGUAAAUAUUUAAUUAUAAGUAUUAAAAUUCUUUCUCCAUUCUAUAUUUAAAAGAGCACAAAGGUACUGUAAUCAACUUCAACAUUUCUAUGGAUUUUUUUUUUUUGUAUGCAUGUGUGUCUCAGUUACUGAAUUAGAAAUAUGCAUUUAGGUGAGUGUCCAGGUUAGUUACUUGGAGCUACCCAGCUUUAAAGUACUUAAUUAAUUAUUGGUUUAUCAUUCAUGAUAAAUUAAAGUACCUUGAUCUAUUACUGUUGCUUGCAGUGUUAAGAAUUCAUAAAAUCACUUUCAUGCACAAAGUCAUAAUAUCGCAGCAGUUAUAGGAAAGAAUUCAGUAUUUUAUAUAUUUUGAUAGUGUGCACGCUGCUUUCCAAAAGCAUAGAGAGUACAAUUUUGAUUUAAUAUUUUAAAUUGUUAAACAGUUUAAUUUUAUUAGAAAUGUUUUGUAGAAGAAUAUUAAAAAUGUUUCUAUUCUUAACAAAUUUUCUCACGUUCUUUUAGUUUUCUUCUGCUAAGUACUGAAAUUAGUGUUGUAAGUUUUUGUUUUUUCUUUCUGCAAUGUAGUUUAGUUCAUUGGUUUUGUGUGUGAAUUUUGGUUGUGUUCUGUGAAUGUUCUACAUGAAUAUAUUGAUUUGUAUUUUACAUCUUAUGGCAUCAUUGUAAUCUGUCAUGAUGCUUAUAUUAUAGCUUGGUCUUAAAUUGCUGUUGUUAUUGCAGAUAAAACUUAUGAUCUCGAAAUAAAAGCACAAUGUUCUUGUUUAUGACAGAUGUUUAUUCCUUGUUCGUAUGUUUGCUAGUCUCUACUGGGUCAUUUUUGGACAUUGUUGCCAUUUGUAUUUGAAUCAGAGGGAUUGGUCAUAUUGCACACAUCUUUGUUCUUAUAUGCUCGAUGUUUUGUCAAAUGCUUUGCAUAUUUAAGUACUAAGAGAAAGAAAUUUCUGUUGAUAUUUUUAUUACAAAAACGACAAUUGAUUUGUUGUUUGCUUGAUUAAAGAAAGGAAGAAGAUUUGGGUGUGAAUACCCUUUUUUUAAUACAGUUGUGAAGUGUGCAUACCAAAUUGGGUAAUUUAAUGUUGUGAAUAUUUGUUUCUUACCGUAGGCAUGUGCAUGAUGAAAAUGUGAUAAACUAUAACAAGGCACUUUUUAGCAGACUUUCUUUUGGACCUGUAGAUCCAACAUUGUUAUUCUAAAGCCAAGUAAAACUGUAACCUAAGUAAUAAAUCUGCAAGUAUUAACAGUAGCAAAUACUGCUUCUGUAGAUAAAAUUGUAUUUUUCAUAUGAAAGAAUGGUAACAAAAUGUGGAAGAGAUUUCUUCCAUAAUAACCACAUUAAGUAAUGUUUGCACCAAUUGUUAGCAGUCUGAGUAACCAACAGAAAUGUUUAAAAUGUAAGUUUUCAUAUUCCAAAGAUUUGCAACAUUUACAUUAGACACAUACUAUUCAAUUGGAAGCAUUUGUUUAGACAAGUGUAAUAGUAUUUAUUUUUCAUAAUGAAGCCAAUGAUGUUUUCCAACUUUAAGAUACAUCUAUUUCAUGAUGGAAAUAGUGUUCCUGAGAUGAUACAUAUUUCAGGAAACAGGCUUGUCAGAACAUAAUAAAAAUUUUCUGUUUUAGGAAAGUGGGAGUAUAGACUGCCAGGAAAAUUAUUUCCCAAGUAUCUGAAUACUUGAUAAACUUGAGAUUCAUCACCUACAAUUUUAUUUGCAAAAUGUCACACAUUAUGUAGAAAAAUCAAUUUGGGAAUGAAACUAUGUACAUGUUUGCUGGUUCAUUACUGAAGUUACUUUGAAAUUAUUUGGGCAUAAAUUAGAAAGAUAUAUAUGUGCUUAUUGGUUUAAAGUUUAAUUAGUUAUAAUUCAUGACCUUAUUUUUUUGUGUAUCACAAACUGUAGCUACACUGACUUCACCAUUAUGGUCUGUAAUUUAUUUGUGUGAUACUGUUUUAACCCCUUUCACAUCAUCAUCCUGCACAUACCUAAAAACAUAAUUUCCAUUGGUUAUGUAUGCAGUAAUCAGUGGUCACAUUGAAAGAUUAUUAUUUCAAUACAUGAUUGCAAGUGCUUACACAAUACCAUGCAUAAGUCAUAGGAACAAUGCUAUAAGAAGUGUGAAUUUAUGAAAUAUGCAGUCUCAUGUAAUCUGAAAGGCAUCUGGCAAGGCUCUGCACUGUUUUUAAAUUCAGUAUCAUACUAAGUUAUUGUGGUUAUGGAUAUGGUACAAAUAAUAUACUUGUAGUUUGCUGUGAAUUCGCAGUAAAUGAAUGUUGGAGCACAGAACAUUGAACAUAAAUAAAUGGAUGUGAAAAGUUGCUAGAGAUUGUAUCUUAAACUUUGUGUUUGUAUCAGUCUUCAACAUUUGAAUCUUACAUGAAGUAAAGCAUUUGUCAGUAGUUUUUAACACAGGUAGCUUUUUUCAGCUUAUUUUAAAAUUUGUAGUUGAUGUUAGAAUCUGUAUUCUUUACAGUUUUUCUUAACGGUUUAAAACUGCAACACAGCUGAUGAGGACUUAACCCAUACCUGAAAACAUGUAAUUGAAUUCUAACAAAUGAAACAAAACUAUACAGCAUUGGAGGGGGGCUGCUGGUCUUGCCCAGACAGCCAGUAUUGCCUGCAAACCUGUUGCCAUAUUUUGUACGUGGGAAUUUUAUACUCUCCAUGUUGCCAUUUUCAUGCAUUUUUGUAUUAUGGUGGGAAGGUCUGUGAGCAAUUGUGGAUUUCAAAUGUGAGAAAUAUGCAGGGAAUGCUGGUAAUGGGGCAGCAACUCAAUAUUUGUGACCAGCAAAAUAAUAUUUUGAUGUUUGGAGAUAUUCUGCUCUCUAUAUGUGUCAAGUCAAAGAAAAUAAAAAAAAUGAACAAAACGUCUGUGGGGCCACGAGUACCCAGAAAUCGCAUCAUAAA
Zootermopsis nevadensis is the source of this 6981-nucleotide messenger RNA. RefSeq names its product macoilin-1. Gene Ontology annotation, biological process: neuronal signal transduction. The record is from RefSeq and is a predicted model, not a curated record. NCBI's taxonomy places the organism in Eukaryota, Metazoa, Arthropoda, Insecta, Blattodea, Termopsidae. Gene Ontology annotation, cellular component: rough endoplasmic reticulum membrane.